Cajanus cajan (pigeon pea) is the source of this 872-nucleotide messenger RNA. Lineage: Eukaryota; Viridiplantae; Streptophyta; Magnoliopsida; Fabales; Fabaceae. The record is from RefSeq and is a predicted model, not a curated record.
AAAUGUGUGAGUUCUUGAAGCCAUUUUAUGUCAUGACUAAUUUGAUUUCAGGUUCAUCUUAUCCAACUUCUAACCGUUACUUCAUGCAAGUUUGGAAAAUUGAAUGUUUGUUACAGGAAAAUGCCAAAAGUGAUGAUCUGACAAUUAAAGAUAUGGCAUUGAAUAUGAUGAACAAGUUUAGUAAGUAUUGGGAUCAUUAUUGUGACAUUCUUGCUAUUGGGGCUAUUCUUGAUCCACGAAUGAAGUUUGAAGCUAUUCGGUUCUGUUAUUCAAAGAUUGAUCCUUCUACAUGUGAAGAAAAGAUUAAUAUUUUAAAGGAGAAGAUGUACAAGUUGUUUGAAGAAUAUGUCAAAUUACAUUCAAAUGAGUCAAAUACUUCAAGUUCUCAAAUUUCCCCUUCAACACAUGUUGCUUCUUUUACAAAUGAUGAGCAAGUGAUGGAUGCAUUUGAUGAAUAUGUUGAUUAUUUGAGUCAACAUAUUAAUGAAACUGGAAGGUCUGAAUUGGAUCUUUAUUUAGAUGAAGGGAAUCUUGACCCAAAGUUUUUUGAUAAGUUGGAUGUAUUGAGUUAUUGGAGGGAUCGCCGAGAUCGUUAUCCAAACUUAUCUAAGAUGGCUUGUGACGUGCUUAGCAUUCCAAUCACUACAGUUGCUAGUGAGUCUGCCUUUAGUCUUGGUUCUCGUGUACUAACAAAAUAUCGUUCUUCCAUUCUUCCGGAGAAUGUUGAGGCACUCAUUUUAACUCAAAAUUGGUUGCAUGGUUUUGAAUUAACAGAUGGGGAUAAAGAAGAUGCUUCAACAGAUGAGUAUAUUUUGGAUUGCUCCAUUCAAGACUCUAAUGUUGUAGAUGGACAAGUGACAACAAUGAUUUAA